Molecule: messenger RNA, 423 nt
Organism: Penicillium cosmopolitanum
Lineage: Eukaryota; Fungi; Ascomycota; Eurotiomycetes; Eurotiales; Aspergillaceae
Product: GFA family protein
Exons: 4
Coding region: 1-423 (140 amino acids)
Molecular function (GO): carbon-sulfur lyase activity
Source: RefSeq, a predicted model, not a curated record
AUGCCAUCCUUUACAGGAUCCUGCGUCUGUCGCAAGCUUGAAUACAAACUGUCCCUGGCGUCUCCUGAAGAUGCGCGGACCUCGCUCUGCCACUGCCGCAACUGCAAAAAAGCAUUCGGAACUAACUACGGACUAACAACCAAGGUCCCCAAGGACAGUUUUCAGUAUACGAAGGGAAUCCCGAAGCAGCACGCCGCUGAUAAUGGCUCUGGUGUGACCAUCUACCGCGAAUUCUGCGAUACAUGUGGUAGUUUUAUUCUGGAGUAUGGGGAGAUGGCCAAAGAGAAAUUUCGAUACAUCGCGGCCGGUUCUUUCGAUGAUCCUGAAGCAUUACCACCCAAGGGUGAGUUCUUUUGUAAGGCUCGAGCGAGCUGGAUGCCAGAAAUUCCCGACAUCUUUCAUAAAUGGGAAAUUAAAGAGUAG